UAGGGGGCGUCGGCGAUGCACCUGCUGCGGGGGGCGGGAGCGGCCGGCGGGGUCCUGCGGCGCAGCGCGGGGCCGCUGCCGGCCGUGGGUGGGAGCCGCGCCUCGCCGCCCCCGAGCGCGUGCCCUGCUUCCAGAGCUCGCCCCCGAUGGCUUCUCCCUUUUUUGUGUUGUAAACGUCAGGGCUACAGAGCGUACCGAGCAAUUUUUGUGAUAUGCAGCUUCCGUGGAGUUGUACCGCAAGGCUUAGUCCUGGAACUAGGUGAAACUGUCCAGAUCCUAGAGAAAUGUGAAGGCUGGUACAGAGGUGUUUCCAUUAAGAAGCCCAAUGUAAAGGGGAUUUUUCCUGCAAACUAUAUUCACUUGAAAAAGGCAAUUGUCAGUAACAGAGGGCAAUAUGAAACAGUCGUUCCACUUGAAGAUUCUGUUGUGACUGAAGUCACAGCAACACUACAGGAAUGGGCUGUGCUCUGGAAACAGCUGUAUGUGAAACAUAAGGUAGAUCUUUUCUACAAACUGCGCCAUGUGAUGAAUGAACUCAUUGACCUACGUAGACAGCUGCUGUCAGGUCACUUGACACAGGAUCAGGUGCGAGAGGUCAAGAGACACCUCACAGUGAGGCUGGACUGGGGCAAUGAACAUUUGGGCCUAGAUUUAGUUCCUCGGAAGGACUUUGAGGUUGUGGAUUCGGAUCAGAUCAGUGUUUCAGAUCUUUAUAAAAUGCAUUUGUCAAGUAGACACAGUGUCCAGCAGAGCACGUCACAGGUGGAUACAAUUCGUCAGCGUCAUGGAGAAGCUUGCCGUAUGCCAGUGCCUCAUCACUUCUUCCUCAGUCUAAAGAGCUUCACCUAUAAUACAAUUGGAGAAGACACAGAUGUCUUUUUUUCUUUGUAUGAUGUUCGAGAAGGCAAGCAGAUCAGUGAGAGGUUUAUGGUGAGGUUAAACAAGAAUGGAGGCCCCAGGAAUCCAGAGAAGAUAGAUCGAAUGUGUGCACUUUUCACGGAUCUCAGCAGCAAGGACAUGAAGAGAGAUUUGUACAUAGUUGCCCAUGUAAUUCGAAUAGGUCGCAUGUUGCUAAAUGAUUCAAAAAAAGGGCCCCCACAUUUACACUAUCGCCGCCCCUAUGGCUGUGCAGUGUUAAGCAUCAUGGAUGUACUUCAGUCAAUCUCUGAAAUAAAAGAAGAGAAGGAUUUUGUUCUCAAAGUUUACACGUGUAACAAUGAAAAUGAAUGGUGUCAGAUCCAUGAAAAUAUUAUCCGCAAGUCCAGCACCAAAUACACAGCACCCAGCUCAAACUAUGGACUUAUAAUAUCUCUUCAGCUUCUUCGUGGUGACAUGGAGCAGGUUCGAAGGGAAAACCCCAUGAUCUUUAACAGAGGGGUUUCUGUUACCAGGAAGCUGGGCUUCCCUGAUGUCAUAAUGCCAGGUGAUAUACGCAAUGACUUAUACCUGACAUUAGAAAAGGGAGACUUUGAAAGAGGUGGGAAGAGUGUGCAGAAGAACAUUGAAGUGACCAUGUAUGUUCUGUAUGCGGAUGGAGAAAUCUUGAAGGACUGCAUCAGCCUGGGCUCAGGAGAGCCAAGCAGAAGUGCAUACCACUCUUUUGUUCUUUACCACAAUAACAGCCCUCGAUGGGGGGAAAUCAUCAAGUUGCCCAUCCCCAUAGACAGGUUUCGUGGGUCUCACCUCCGGUUUGAGUUCAGACAUUGCUCCACAAAAGACAAGGGAGAAAAGAAGCUCUUUGGUUUUGCAUUCACUCCAUUGAUGAGAGAUGAUGGCACUACCUUAUCAGAUGAUAUCCAUGAACUUUAUGUUUAUAAGUGUGAUGAGAAUAGCACAUUUAAUAAUCAUGCACUCUACCUGGGGUUGCCUUGCUGCAAAGAGGACUACAAUGGCUGCCCCAACAUCCCUUCCAGUCUCAUUUUCCAGCGCAGCACCAAAGAGACCUUUUCAGUCUCCACACAGCUUUCUUCUACCAAAUUGACCCAGAAUGUGGAUUUGCUUGCCCUGCUGAAAUGGAAAGCUUACCCAGAUCGUGUGAUGGAUAUCCUAGGAAGACUGAGACAUGUCAGUGGCGAGGAAAUUGUUAAGUUCCUACAAGAUAUUCUUGACACGUUGUUUGUAGUUUUGGAUGACAACACAGAAAAGUAUGGCUUGUUGGUCUUUCAGUCUUUGGUGUUCAUCAUAAAUCUACUGCGUGACAGCAAGUAUUUUCAUUUUCGACCUGUGAUGGACACUUACAUUCAGAAGCACUUUGCAGGAGCACUGGCUUACAAAGAACUGAUCCGAUGUUUGAAGUGGUACAUGGACCGUUCAGCUGAGCUUGUACGUCAAGAUCACAUCCAGGAAGCAAUGAGAGCCUUGGAAUAUCUUUUCAAGUUCAUUGUCCAAUCUCGGAUCCUUUACUCCAGAGCUACUUGCGGAAUGGAGGAGGAACAGUUCCGCACCAGCAUCCAGGAGCUUUUCCAGUCCAUCAGAUUUGUGCUCAGCUUGGACAGCAGGAGCUCUGAGACACUCAUCUUCACACAGGCUGCUUUGCUGAACUCCUUCCCCGCUAUCUUUGAUGAGCUGUUGCAGAUGUUCACUGUGCAGGAAGUAGCAGAGUUUGUGAGGGGUACUCUGGGCAGCAUGCCCAGUACAGUGCACAUUGGGCAAUCAAUGGAUGUUGUUAAGCUACAAUCCAUUGCGCGCACUGUUGACAGCCGCCUGUUCUCUUUCUCAGAGUCCCGGCGUAUCCUGCUACCUGUGGUGCUUCACCACAUUCACCUUCACCUACGACAGCAGAAGGAGCUACUCAUCUGCUCUGGGAUUCUCAGUAGUAUUUUCUCCAUAAUCAAGACCAGCUCUUUGGAGGGAGAUGUCGUGGAGGAGGUUGAGAUGAUGGUGGAAAGCCUCCUGGAUGUGCUUUUACAAACUCUGCUUACAAUCAUGAGUAAAUCGCAGUCUCAGGAGGCGGUAAGAGGGCAGCGUUGCCCGCAGUGCACAGCAGAAAUCACUGGAGAAUAUGUGUCCUGUCUUUUAUCUUUGCUCCGUCAGAUGUCAGACACUCAUUUCCAGCACUUACUGGACAACUUCCAAAGCAAGGAUGAACUAAAGGAGUUCCUCCUGAAGAUUUUUUGUGUAUUUCGGAACCUGAUGAAAAUGAGUGUCUUUCCUCGAGACUGGAUGGUGAUGAGGUUGCUCACCAGCAAUAUCAUAGUUACAACAGUUCAGUACCUGUCUUCCGCACUGCACAAGAAUUUCACAGAAACAGACUUCGAUUUUAAAGUGUGGAACUCCUAUUUCAGCCUGGCAGUGUUGUUCAUAAAUCAGCCAAGUCUGCAACUAGAAAAUGCCACACCAGCUAAGAGAAAGAAGAUUCUAGAUAAAUAUGGUGAUAUGAGAGUGAUGAUGGCAUAUGAGCUCUUCAGCAUGUGGCAGAACCUGGGUGAACAUAAGAUUCACUUUAUUCCGGGAAUGAUUGGCCCCUUUCUUGGUGUUACGCUUGUUCCACAACCAGAAGUCCGAAAUAUCAUGAUCCCUAUCUUCCAUGACAUGAUGGACUGGGAGCAGAGAAAGAAUGGCAACUUCAAACAGGUGGAAGCUGAGUUGAUUGAUAAGCUGGACAGCCUGGUAUCUGAAGGAAAAGGUGACGAGAACUACAGAGAACUCUUCAGCCUACUAACCCAGCUCUUUGGGCCUUAUCCCAGUUUGCUGGAGAAGAUUGAGCAGGAAACCUGGCGGGAGACUGGAAUCUCUUUUGUUACAUCAGUUACUCGCCUCAUGGAGCGUCUGCUUGACUAUAGGGAUUGUAUGAAAGGCGAUGAAACAGAAAACAAGAAAAUUGGCUGCACUGUUAACCUUAUGAAUUUCUAUAAGUCGGAAAUUAACAAGGAAGAGAUGUACAUCCGCUAUAUCCACAAGCUGUGUGACAUGCACUUACAGGCUGAGAACUAUACAGAGGCUGCAUUUACUUUGCUUUUGUACUGUGAGUUGCUUCAGUGGGAGGACAGACCUCUGAGAGAGUUCCUGCAUUAUCCAUCUCAGUCAGAGUGGCAACGUAAGGAAGGUCUGUGCCGUAAGAUUAUCCAUUACUUCAACAAAGGGAAGAGCUGGGAGUUUGGUAUCCCGCUGUGCAGAGAGCUGGCCAUACAGUACGAAAGCCUCUAUGACUACCAGAGCCUCAGCUGGAUUCGGAAAAUGGAAGCUACCUAUUAUGAUAAUAUCAUGGAACAGCAGCGCUUGGAACCUGAAUUUUUCAGAGUUGGUUUUUAUGGUCGAAAAUUCCCAUUUUUCCUGCGGAAUAAAGAAUAUGUGUGUCGAGGCCACGACUAUGAGAGGCUGGAAGCCUUCCAGCAGAGGAUGCUGAGUGAGUUUCCACAAGCCAUUGCAAUGCAGCAUCCCAACCACCCAGACGACUCUAUAUUACAGUGCGAUGCCCAGUAUUUACAGAUCUAUGCAGUCACUCCCAUCCCAGACAAUAUAGAUGUGCUACAAAUGGACCGUGUCCCUGAUCGCAUAAAGAGCUUCUACAGAGUCAACAAUAUCCGGAAAUUCCGCUAUGAAGCCUUUCCACAAAGGCCAAAGGACAAGGAGAAUGAAUUUAAGAGCCUGUGGAUUGAACGUACCACUCUGACCUUGACUCACAGUUUGCCUGUUUCUCGUUGGUUUGAAGUGGAGAGAAGAGAACUGGUUGAAGUAAGUCCUUUGGAAAAUGCCAUUCAAGUGGUUGAGACACAAAACCAGGAGCUGACACUUAUAAGCCAGUACCAGCAUAAACUGCAUGGUAACAUUAAUCUUCUCAGCAUGUGUUUGAAUGGAGUGAUUGAUGCAGCUGUGAAUGGAGGAAUUGCACGAUACCAGGAGGCCUUUUUUGAUAAAGAUUAUAUCACAAAGCACCCUGCAGAUGCAGAGAAGAUCACACAGCUCAAGGAACUCAUGCAAGAACAGGUACAUGUUUUAGGAGUGGGUCUGGCAGUCCAUGAGAAAUUUGUACACCCAGAAAUGCGUCCUCUGCAUAAGAAACUGAUAGACCAGUUCCAGAUGAUGCGAUCCAGUUUGUACCAUGAGUUACCUGGUUUGGAUAAGCUGAGUCCAGCCUGUUCUGGCACUAGUACACCACGCGGCAAUGUUCUCGUUUCACACGGACCAAAGCCAGAGAGCAUCAAGCUGUUGCAUCGACACAGCCCACUGAACAUGCUUGGUUCAGUCCGACACUCGUCAUCCUCUCUGUCAUCACACACCUCCAGCGAAACAGGAAACCUGGUUAUCCUGACAGACAGUUCUGUGGGGGAGACUGCUGAGGAUAUGUACCACAUGCAGGCCAGCCCUUCCACCUCAAGCCUGAGUUCUACCCACUCGGCACCAUCCCAGAUGAUCAACUCUGCCCCUUCCAGUGCACGAGGCUCUCCCUCUCUACCAGAUAAGUACCGCCACACUCGGGAGCUGAUGAUGUUGCUGCCAACCCCGGACCGACCUAGCAGUGCCAUGUAUCCCACGGCUAUCAUGGAAAAUGGACAGCCUCCAAAUUUCCAGCGCGCCUUGAUCCAGCAAAUGAUUGGGCCAUGCAAACCUUGCAGUGAUCCCAACCUGUCUGUGGCUGAGAAAGGACACUACGCGCUGCACUUUGAUGCCUUCCAUCACCAGCUCAGUGAUGCUCCUCCGGCACUGCCUGCACGAACUCUAAAACAGUCCCCUCUUCAUCCGAUCCCUGCAUCACCCACCAGUCCGCAGUCUGGUCUAGAUGGAAGCAACUCCACUUUAUCCGGCAGUGCCAGCAGUGGUGUCUCUUCCUUGAGCGAGAGUAAUUUUGGACAUUCUUCUGAACCACCUCCUCGCACAGACACCAUGGAUUCUGUCCCCAGCCAGGCCUGGAACACUGACGAAGACCUAGAGACACCCUACCUCCCUGUCAGGUACAGUCUCUCUGAGCCUGAUGUCCUUGAGUCGCUCAAAUCCCAGCCAUGCCGAAGUCACUCCGCCCCAUCAGGAGUCAUUCCUCAGGACACCAUGGACCCUCCCGCUCUACCCCCCAAACCGUACCACUCCCGGCUCAACAUGGAGAACGAGGAGGGAAUGAUAAUUGAAGAUGAUGACAAACACCGCCCAUUGCAUCGUAAAGUGUCACAGCCAGUGAGCGGCGGGAAGGAAGAGCAGGCCAGGGUAGCAUUGGAGCAUGGCAUCAGUGAGCAGUAGGAACAACUCCUGGUGAGCAGCUUGCGUCAUCAGUCCAGGUCUGAGCAGAAAGCAGAGAGAUGAGGACUCAGAACAGCAAGCCGCCUAUUUCUACUGCCACAGGUUAUGGCUGGAGCCCACACAAGCAAUUGGGCUAGCACGGGAGGUUGCUGCUUUCCUUUUUAAUUUCUUUUUACCCUUUCCGUUAUGUUUUUUAAACUUUUGGUGCAGUGGAUGGUUAUUCCUUCUGCAGUUUCUUAACCGCACCACAUGGCACACAAGCCAUAGAGACCUGCAGAAGCUGAAGAAUAACAAUUUAAAGCAGCAGGGAAGAAGAAGGGGGAAAUUUGGCAAGUUGAUUUUGAAACUGAUUUCCUCCUAGUUCUGAGACCCACGGAGUAGAAGCAGUUGCACUAGGGACAUAUUUUGUUGCUGUACAGAAGUGAAAGCUCUUGCUGAAAUCAGGGAUUUUAUGAACCGUCAGUCUGGAAGGUGCAUGAGCUGCAGCAGU
This is a messenger RNA of Cygnus olor (mute swan), 6661 nucleotides long. RefSeq names its product dedicator of cytokinesis 3 (gene DOCK3). Gene Ontology annotation, cellular component: cytoplasm; plasma membrane. The record is from RefSeq and is a predicted model, not a curated record. Gene Ontology annotation, molecular function: guanyl-nucleotide exchange factor activity; small GTPase binding. NCBI's taxonomy places the organism in Eukaryota, Metazoa, Chordata, Aves, Anseriformes, Anatidae. Gene Ontology annotation, biological process: small GTPase-mediated signal transduction.